Vicia faba (fava bean) is the source of this 1113-nucleotide messenger RNA. NCBI's taxonomy places the organism in Eukaryota, Viridiplantae, Streptophyta, Magnoliopsida, Fabales, Fabaceae. The record is from the annotation of a GenBank genome assembly.
AUGAAGAACUCAGAAAAACACUUGUUUUCUUGUAUGCAAAUAGUUUUCAUUAUUCUUAGCUUAUUAUGUUUCACAACAAGAGUUAAAGCUAAUUUUAACAAAAAAGUCUCUGGCUUUUAUGUGUUUGGAGAUUCCACAGUAGACCCUGGAAACAAUAACUACAUAGAAACACUUUUCAAAAGCAAUUUUCAACCUUAUGGCAAAGAUUUCGAUGACCAAGUUCCUACUGGGAGGUUCACCAAUGGAAAAUUAGCCACUGAUUUUAUUGCUUCUUAUGUAGGUGUGAAAAAAGAGCUUCUUCCAGCUUAUUUGGACCCAAAAGUUAUUAACAAUGUUAAUGAGCUUAUGACAGGAGUUAGUUUUGCUUCUGCUGGUUCUGGUUUCGACCCUCUUACACCAUCUAUCUCUAGUGUGAUUCCGAUACCGAAUCAAUUGGAAUAUUUAAGAGAAUGUAAAAUGAAGCUCGAAAAAGUGAUUGGUAAAGAAGGAACUGAGAAUCAUAUGAAGAAAGCAGUGUUUUUCAUGAGUGCUGGAACAAAUGAUUUUGCUCUUAAUUAUUUUACUCUGCCAGUAAGAAGAAAUAGCUAUUCUCUCUUAGGAUAUCAGCAGUUCUUGAUUCAACGUGUCAAAGAAUUUUUACAGGAAUUGUUGGCAGAAGGUGCUCAGAAAAUUGCAAUAGCUGGAGUCCCUCCAAUGGGAUGCCUACCAUUCAUGAUCACAAUCAACUCUCCUAAUGCCUUCUCACAACGUAAUUGUAUCGAAAGAUUUUCCUCUGCUGCUAAAGAUUACAAUCAACUCCUUCAACAUGAACUAAACACGAUGCAGUUUCACCUGAACUCCUCAAAUUCACCCGUAAAAAUCUAUUACAUUGACAUAUAUGAACCCCUAGCCAAUAUGGUUCAAUCACAUAAGAAAUAUGGAUUUGAAGAUAUUAAUAGUGGAUGUUGUGGAAGUGGAUACAUUGAAGCAGCAAUUUUGUGCAAUAAGGGUUGCAAUGUGUGCCCUGAUCCAUCUAAGUAUAUGUUUUGGGAUUCAAUUCACCCCACAGAGAAAGCAUAUCACAACCUUUUUUUGGCUUUCAAAUCCACCGUUGAUUGCAUUGUCAACAACUAG